AUGUCAGAUAGUUCUUCUUCAAGCGACGAUUUUUUCUUAGCUGCUUCUGAAGAGGAUGAUGAGCCGUUAUCUUAUGGUAACGCAAGAGAAACCAUUAUAGAUGAGAAAGUAACAGAAACAAUAAGAAGCGAUGAGAGUUCUGAUGAUUCAAUAAUGAAGGAAUAUGUGAAAAGAAAUAGUCUGCGAUCCUCUAAGACGGAGCCUUCUGAAGGUAAGAGAGGUGAACCUCGUCGAACAUCGAAAAGAACAAGAACUUCGGUAAUAUCCUCGUCAGCUUCAGAUGAAUCUUUCUUUUCAGACGGAUCUGCAAGUCGAAGCAGCUCACGUUCACCAAGUCCACCAGCUAAGAGACAGAAAAGUUUCAUUUCAGAGACAGCUGAAGAUUCAGAUGAAAAUGACGAUUUUUUCAAAGAAUUAGCCACAGUAGCUCAAAAGAAGAGCGUGACAGGUACUGAAUCAGCAGCUAAAAGACCUAAAAGAAUAUAUAAUAUAAGGUUUAUUUCCAAAUUAGAUGGCUCAAUAAAUAAAAGUGUCAAAGUCAAAGUACUGGGCAAAUUUCCGUUUUCUAAGAUUUUACCAGCUGCAUUGAAAGGUUUAAUUGACGCAUACAAGAUACCGUCUAUUAUGUCAGAGAUAUAUGACGUCGAAAAUGUCGGUUUAUAUUGGAACAAUGCAAAACUACUAAACUUCAUGACAUGCGACUCCUUAAGUAUACCACUAGCUUUCGAAAAUGAAAUAUCAAACGUUGAUAUACUGAUUGUCUCUAAAGAAUUUGGCGAAAAAUUGGAAAAAUUAGAUCAAAUGAAAACAUUACAGGAAGAAGCAAAACUAGAAAGGCAAGAAGAAAUCAAGGAUGUUGAUGAAGGAGAUGAUUUCGUCCUGAAAGAGUUCGAAGCAGAAUUGCGAGAUGUGGCUCCAAGUAACGCCAAUCUCUCACUUGAUACAGAUGGUGAAGAUUCUGAGCCAUUGAUGAAACUUGCUCUUAUGGGCCAGGACAAUAAAAAGAUCUACGUCAAUGUCCGAAGUUCUACACAGAUCUCCAAGUUGGUAGAAUAUUAUAAGAAGCAAAAAAAUUUGGCACGUAAUGUAAAGGUUAAACUUUUAUUCGAUCAUGAUGAGUUGGAUUUAAAUGAAACUGUCGGUGACCAAGAUAUGGAGGACGAAGACAUGAUUGACGUAGUAGUCGUGUAA
Molecule: messenger RNA, 1191 nt
Organism: Kazachstania africana CBS 2517
Lineage: Eukaryota; Fungi; Ascomycota; Saccharomycetes; Saccharomycetales; Saccharomycetaceae
Gene: ESC2
Product: Esc2p
Exons: 1
Coding region: 1-1191 (396 amino acids)
Molecular function (GO): protein binding
Source: RefSeq, a predicted model, not a curated record